Sorex fumeus (smoky shrew) is the source of this 3098-nucleotide messenger RNA. RefSeq names its product twinkle mtDNA helicase (gene TWNK). Gene Ontology annotation, molecular function: ATP binding; single-stranded DNA binding; 5'-3' DNA helicase activity. Bases 57 to 2084 code for a protein of 675 amino acids. Lineage: Eukaryota; Metazoa; Chordata; Mammalia; Eulipotyphla; Soricidae. Gene Ontology annotation, biological process: mitochondrial DNA replication. Gene Ontology annotation, cellular component: mitochondrion. The transcript is spliced from 6 exons. The record is from RefSeq and is a predicted model, not a curated record.
CCGAGGUCAUGGUCGGUGGCGCGAGUCCGUGAUCCACGUUACGGGGGAAAAGGGGAAUGUGGGUCCUCCUGCGCGGGGGGCACCCCCUCCGCGUCCUGCUGCCCCUGCGCUGCGAGUGGAUGGGGCGCAGGGGCCUGCCCAGAAGCCUGGGCCCGGGCCCUCCUCGCCGACGCUACCGGAAGGAAGCCCUCCCGGCCCUGGAUGGCCCCGCGCUGCCCGUCACGACCACCGAGAUCCGCCAGUACUUGCGGGCCCACGGCAUCCCCUUCCAGGACGGCCACAGCUGCCUGCGAGCGCCCAGCCCCUUCGUCGGGGACGCCCAGCAUCAGGACCAGGCCGCGGCGCCCGCCUCCUCCAGCCUCUUCAUCGACAAGACCACGGGCCGCUUCCUCUGCAUGAUCAGCCUCGCCGAGGGGAGCUGGGAGGACUUCCAGGCCAGUGUGGAGGGCCGCGGGGAUGGGGCCAGAGAGGGGCUCCUGCUCGGCGAGUCCCCUGCCGCCCAGGACAGUGAGGAGGUCCUGAGGAUUUGGGAGCGGGCCGUGCCCCUCUGGGACCUGCCUGAACAGGAGGAGGCCCAGCUGGCCCGUGUGAUGUUUGGCCUCACCAAAGUGACAGAUGACACGCUCAGGCGCUUCAGCGUGCGCUACCUGCGAGCAGCGCGCAGCCUCGUCUUCCCCUGGUUCUCCCCGGGAAGCAUGAGACUACGGGGUCUGAAGCUCCUGGGAGCUGAGAGCCAGGGGGAGGCGGUGCGCUACGUGGAAACCACCAUUCCACGGCCCGGUGCCUACCGCAACCUGUUUGGGUUGCCGCUAAUUGGUCGUCGGGAUGUGGAGCUGGUCCUUACCAGUGGUGAGCUGGAUAGCCUAGCCCUGAGUCAGUCCACAGGCCUGCCCACCUUGGCCCUCCCCCGAGGCACCGCCUGCUUGCCCCCAGCCCUGCUCCCGUACCUCGAGCAGUUCCGAAGGAUUGUGCUCUGGCUGGGGGAUGACCUUCGGUCCUGGGAAGCUGCCAAACUGUUUGCCCGAAAACUAAACCCCAAGCGAUGCUCAUUGGUGCGCCCUGGAGACCAGCAGCCUCGUCCCCUGGAAGCCCUGAACCAAGGCUUAAAUCUUACCCGCAUCCUGCGCACGGCGCUGCCCGCUUGGCACAAGUCCAUCGUGUCUUUCCGCCAGCUUCGCGAGGAGGUGCUAGGAGAACUGUCCAACGUGGAGCAGGCAGCGGGCAUCCGCUGGAGUCGCUUCCCAGACCUCAACCGUCUCCUGAAGGGUCAUCGAAAGGGCGAGCUGACAGUCUUCACAGGGCCAACGGGCAGUGGAAAGACCACAUUCAUCAGUGAGUAUGCCCUGGAUUUGUGUACCCAGGGGGUGAACACGCUGUGGGGGAGCUUUGAGAUCAGCAACGUGAGACUAGCUCGGGUCAUGCUGACCCAGUUUGCUGUGGGGCGACUGGAAGAACAGCUGGACAAAUACGAUGAGUGGGCCGACCGCUUUGAGGACCUGCCCCUGUAUUUCAUGACUUUUCAUGGACAGCAGAGCAUCAGGACAGUAAUAGACACAAUGCAACAUGCAGUCUACGUUUAUGACAUUUGUCAUGUGGUCAUCGAUAAUCUGCAAUUUAUGAUGGGUCACGAGCAGCUGUCUUCAGACAGGAUUGCAGCUCAAGACUACAUCGUGGGGGCCUUUCGGAAAUUUGCGACAGACAAUAACUGCCAUGUGACACUGGUCAUUCAUCCCCGGAAGGAGGAUGACGAUAAGGAGCUGCAGACAGCAUCCAUAUUUGGCUCAGCCAAAGCAAGCCAGGAAGCGGACAAUGUUCUGAUCCUCCAGGACAGGAAACUGGUCACUGGGCCAGGGAAACGGUAUCUACAAGUGUCCAAGAACCGCUUUGAUGGAGACGUGGGUGUCUUCCCACUUGAGUUCAACAAGAGCUCUCUCACCUUCUCUAUACCCCCAAAGAGCAAGGCCCGACUCAAGAAGAUCAAGGAUGACAAUGGGCUGGUGACCAAAAAGCCCUCUGCUGGCAAAAAAGGUGCCGCGUCCCAGAACUCUGAGGCUGGCUCUAGCCCGGCUCCAAACCCCUACUAGCCAAUCUCCUCCAGGCCUUCACGGUGAAGGCAGUGCAGAGCUGCACACUGAUACGAGCCUGGCAGCCGAGGCUGGGGCAUGGCCUUUGUCUUGGCUGAUUUGGCCACUUCUGUUAUGUGGCCCCGAGCUAGGACUCAGCGUAGGGCAGGUUCUGCAGUAGAAAAUUCAAUGACAGAAUUUAAUACUGUGUGCCAGGCAUUGUUCUAAUAUCUUGGGAAUACAACAUUGGCAAGACCAGUGAGAACCUGCUGCCUUGGAACCUGCAGUCUUUGGUUCCAUGGACAUUUGUUCAAGCAAAUGAAAACAUUUAAGUUUCAGAGAGUAAAGAAUGUUAUCAAGAAAAACAGCCUUGCUCGUGGACCAAAUUAGACUAAAGUCUGAAAAGAUGUCCGAGCAGAGACUGUUUAAGCAGGAGCUAAGGAACUACAUCUGGGCCACGUAGACAUCAGAUGAAAGAGAUGCAGAGACUUCAGGAAUUACAGAGGCCUGAGCUGGGAACAAGCAAGUUGAAGGCAGAAGGAGCAGGCACCCUGAGGCUGGAGGAGGAUGGAGAACUUUCUGCCCAAACUAGGGGGCUAGAGAGAAGGUAGACCGGGUAGGGCACUUGCCUGGCACGAAGCCAACCCAGGUUGGACCCCGGCAUCCCAUAUGAUUCCUAAUGCACCGUCAGGAGUAAUUCCUUAGUGCAGAGCCAGGAGUAACCCGAGUAUUGCCGGGUAUGGCCCCCAAAAUUAGGCUUUCAGACCCAGAGGGUGAGAUGGUGCUACCAGGCUCCUCCGCUCCCUUCCCGGGAGCCUGCCUUAUACUUAGCAAUCCAACCCUUGGUGCUCGGCCCGGUGAUAGCAGGGCCCCAAAGAUGGGAGGCUGGGUUGAGAGCCAUGGAAGGCAGUUGUCACACCAGAGUGCCUGCCGCUGGGCCCCCCGUUCAUUGGAUGCUGCCUCCAUUGCCCAGCUGUGAGCAGUUAAGCGUUUAUAAAGAGCCUUUUCCUGUUUUACUGAAGAAAAACAUUUUCC